GACGCUUUACAGUGACAUUAUCGUUUCGAUUAAUUAGCCAAAGAAGCCAAGUUCGCGUGAUGAUGUCCGGCAACACGGCCGCCAGCCUCCACAGCGGGCAAAGAGGCAAGAGCUUUGCAAUGGAAUACUUGCUUUCCUGGUGGCGGGCCCUUGACGCCGCUAGGACUGAGUCUGCCGCAUUUGUACAACACGUGCCUCCUGCCGCACCUGCCCGGCCUGCCACCCCCGCUCCUGCCGUCGCUACCGUAUCCCCCUCUGCACCACUACCCGCUGCCACCAGCCCUCGCUGCGGGGCUGCAGGGAGCCCUGCCCCCGCCUCUUAUAGGCCUGACGCCGCCGGCGCUCGGAGGGCCGACACCUGGGGGACUUGAGCUUAGGGCGCAGGGACGCCAUCGGCAUGGACACGCCGCAUAGCCCCGGCUCGGCAGGAGACCACACCAACACUUCCGACUCGGACCACCACGACCAUGACAAGUCAGCACGGCCUUCACGUCGGAGCAGCUGAUGGAACUCGAGCGGGAGUUCCAGACCAAGAAGUACCUCACUCUCAGCGAGCGCUCGCACAUCGCCCAGACCUUGAAUCUGUCCGAGGUGCAGGUGAAAAUCUGGUUCCAAAACCGACGCGCUAAGUGGAAGCGAGUGAAGGCCGGUCUGGUCUCCGGGUCGGCCGCGGGGGGCAAGAACAGCGCGACGGGUCACAAGAUCAUCGUUCCCAUCCCCGUGCACGUGAACCGCCUCUCCAAUCUGUCGCAGUCGCAGCAGAUGGAGAAGUCCAGCACUCCAGGAGUCCCCGCAGGAGGCACCGGCGGAGGCGGCAGCGGAGGGUCCACGCAGCUUCCCACGAUCAAGCCGAUUGAUCCCCAGUCCAGCAGCAUCCAAUCUCGGCGAUCCGCCUUCCAGGGCCUCCCGCAGUCGCUCCCUCAGCCCUUAUCCCAGGCCCUUCCUGUGUCCGUGCCCCAAAGUCUGCCACAGUCCCUGCCUCAGUCCCUGGCGCAGUCCCUUCCUCAGUCCCUGCCUCGGCUUAGCCACGUCCCGUCCCUGGCUUUGUGAAGCCCGAGCCUGCGUGAGGCCGGACGCCUCUCGGACGUCGAGGCGUGGCGGCGGUCGCGAGGCGCUCCUCUACGAACACUCCAUCUCGCGGCGGCCUGGCGUGUAACUCAACGUGACGACGCCGCAUUAGAGAAUAAAAUAACCAAUUCACUUAUGCAAAUAAACCUGGAUCGGCGGCGGCCAAAUGGGAGGGCGCGAUGAUCCAUUUUGCUGAAGAGGGUCCUAAAUCGACCGUAAAAAUAAUCGUCGACAUGGACUGCAUAAAGUGUGAAGUAUUGACGCGGCGCCGCCUGUGUGUGCUCUCCAUGGUGUGACACCUCGAGAUCUCGAACACGGUUUUCCCAUAUACUGAACCUCUUCCCUGAAUCACCGAUAGAUCGAACCCUUUAAUAUUUUGCCGAAUUUAAUCUUGAAUGCGACGUAAACCGGAAAAGAAUAAACACUGGGCUUUGAUAAAGUGGUGAUUAAGCGUCACUCCCCGUCAAAUAAAUGGUUGACGCGUUCCUGUCGACAACCGACCUUAUCGUAGUUAUACAAUUGGCUAGAUGUUAAUCUAACGAAUUCAAAUCAAGUAUAUAGCUGCCAAGUUUACCAGAGAGGGCAAUAUUACCUAUUGUACAAUGUUUUACACUCCCAUAAUACUCUGAUAACAUGGAAAUAAGUGUCUAUGAAAAAGGACUUCUAACUAAAAGGGCAUCUGUUAAGUUUCGUCGUAAGAAAACUGAAAAUUACGACAAAUAUUUAAAUACGCAUUUCCUAUUGAAUGCCACGUGUUGCCAGUGAGUUGCCAAGGAUAUUGAACAAAGACGAAUUAUACUAUAUAUUUCAUACUAAGUCCCGCUUCAGACUGACCGUGGAGUAAGUGCAUUUUAUUACGGCAAGAUAUGAAGCGUUUGCUAGAAGAGGGGAGGGUCUUUGAAAGAAAAGAAAAAAAAGGAAUUAUUGAUUGAUAUUUCUGAAUUGUAUAAAAAUGGAGCUAGUGCAAGAAUAAUGUGUAAAUAAUGUAAUUGUUCAUCCUGGAAAGUGAAGGUUCAACAGUUGGUCACAGCUUUAAGUCUCGUAUGCUCACACAGUUGUUGUAAAUACCCUGUAGAUAUUGUCGACCGUAUAACUAAAACGAUGAAUUAGCUAGUAAGUGUAGAAUUUCCGGUGACACGUGACCAUAACGAUUCUAUUGACAAAUACGUGAAAAAAAAAUGGAUCAAGAAUAGUGUAGAAUGUCUUCGAAAUCAGGAAGCAAACUUAGGAUAUUUGUACAUAAACUUCAUGAUGAUGUGUGAAGUCCCCUUUUUCCUUUUCCCAUUUUUUUUAGCACGCAUAAACUCACUUUCCCUUAGCAAAGUGUUAUGGGAACAUGUGAUGCCCCUCGCCAUUUUGGUUUGCUCUCAACUCCCAGUCACAAAAAGGACUAAUUCGAGGAUGAUGCAAUACGAAUUGACGCAAGAUUGCUAAAGGGUGAUAUUUUCUUGAAAUCCACCGUUAUUAUUUUUUUAAUUUCUUUUAUUUUUUCGAAUAAGUUCCCUUCCUUUGCUGCUACGAAACACUGUGUUAUGAGAGACGACAGUGUAUUGUAUGUGCAUUUGUUAAUAACCAUAAUGUGGUCUGAUGUUUAAUAAAUGUCAAAGAGCAAGAAC
This is a messenger RNA of Penaeus monodon (black tiger shrimp), 2684 nucleotides long. Its product is annotated as homeobox protein unplugged-like. Gene Ontology annotation, biological process: regulation of nervous system development; regulation of transcription by RNA polymerase II. NCBI's taxonomy places the organism in Eukaryota, Metazoa, Arthropoda, Malacostraca, Decapoda, Penaeidae. Gene Ontology annotation, cellular component: nucleus. Gene Ontology annotation, molecular function: DNA-binding transcription factor activity, RNA polymerase II-specific; RNA polymerase II transcription regulatory region sequence-specific DNA binding. The record is from RefSeq and is a predicted model, not a curated record.